UGUGAAGUGAAUGACUGAAAACGGAAGGUAACUUUAUAGAGUGCGUGUUAAUAUGAAUAAUUCAUAAUAACCUUGCUUUCACGGAAUCUGCCUACUUGGUGGUGUUCUUAAUCCGCUGACUGGUGCAUUAUGUGAUAGUAGUGCGUGUCAGAGCGAGUGUUGUGUUUCGACUUCUGGGGAAAAAAAGUGGCGAUGGGUGAAAGUGCUUGUAACUCGCCGGCCAGGAGUAUAGGUGACCCGAACUCACUGACUGACUCUGAACUUACCGAUCUUGAGUCUGAUAGUCAGAUUGAAGUACUUACUGAGAUACCAGGAACUCCCGAUCAGACCAUCGUCGACGGUUGGGUCAAAUUCCGGGACAAGAGGUGGAAACAGCGAUGGGGUGUCGUGACGAAGCUUUCUCCAGCAGCAGAUUGUCUACACUUGCAGCUUUACAGGGACAGCAAGGAUCGCUACAAGCAGGGACAGACCAAGGCGUCCCUGUCCCUCCAGCAUUUCUUGGGCGUGGAGUCAGGUUUCACGCUCGACAAGGAAUCCAACACGAUCGCCAUAAUAUGCCAGGACGUGACUGUGAUUCUUGCCUUCGAUACCAGAGAGCGGCUGAUCCAAUGGCAGGUGAAGAUUUCCAGCAACCUAGGAGAAGAUCAACAGUUCUUGAUACAGAUCACGUCAGCGCCACCAAAGGCGAAGAUAUCCACCGGUCCUGCCAGACUCCAUAUACAGGAUCAGCGGUUCUGCAUCACCACCGGAGUUCCACCCCGACUCAUCGGCUUCUGGGAGAUCGGACAACUGAGGCGGUAUGGGGUGGUACAGGGACGAUUCUGUUUCGAGGGUGGAUCGCGCUGUGGUAGGGGCGAAGGCCUCCAUGUCUGUGUGACAGAUCAGGGUGUAGAAAUCACUCAGACCUUCCAGCUAGCUGCUCAGGGGAAGCUGUCCACUAGGCGGAGACCCGUGUCCAGGAAAAUGUCUGCCAUGGACAGUCCUCGCAAGCAGAUCCAUUCGAGGCACUCGGACCUGAGCUGUACAGAGUCCUUCCAACAGCAUGUGCUGCCAUCUGCCGACAUGACGCGCAGUCUGUUCUGUAGUAGCGAGGGAGAUCCUUGCUGCGCAUGCUCGGCGACCGAGAGCGUCCUCAACGCGUCUCGACACCCCAGCGCCGAGGAUUUACUUUGCCCCUGCAGGGUUCAUCGAGGCAGUAGUUCGCCUUUCUGGUCUUCAGCGGAAUCCGCGGCGGGGCACCACCAUGCAGACCUAGACAGCAACUAUGGCUGUGGCGAUACUACGUCUGUCACGGAACUCCCGGAGCACUUUCAGCAUCAGGAUUCUGGCUGGUCUCUGGUGGCGCCAGAUAUGGACCGCCGCGCAAUGCCAUCUAGCUUAGAGCGCUGUGCUAGCUGUAUCAGCAAGCUGGGGGCACCGUCCAUGUCAAGGUCAUCCACUGUUACUAAUACCAAUACCCCCACUGGAGCCCCUUUCAGCCCUGCCUGGACAAUGGACAAUGCGACAAACAUACCUGCGCCCUCCAACCCCUGCCAGCACCACUACCACGUCCACCAUCCCCACCACAACCACCCCCGUUCUAAUACCAGUUGCGACCGAAUGUCGCUGUCAUCGCACGGAAGUGGCGGCAGCAGCGGGAAUUCUGAGUACUCUGUCCCACGGUUCGCCAACCCCGUGUCUGCACCUCCCGGAGGAAGUGAGUCCUGCUGGUACGACCGUCCCCGGACUAUAACCUCGACACAUCCGCCGAUACCUCCAAAAAGCCCGAAAACUCCACCGGUUAUGCCGUCAAAUCCUGCCAGCGGACUGUCCUCACACCCACCGGCGAUAAGUCUGUCGGAGGGCUGUAGAUGUCAGUGCUGUCCACCGUCAAGGCCUCCGAAACCGGUUCAGAUGUCGACCGCAAACAACGCCUCGGACUCGCCGAGCAAGAAGAAAGUCAAGAAGGCUCCUAUGCCAUUGCCACCCCUGGUCCAGCAGCAUCCUGUCGCAAUCUGCACGUGCCACUACCCUCAACAUCAGCAGAGGGUGGAUAUCAACCCCUACGAAAACUACGAUAUUCCAAAGCCAUUGCUUGGGCAGUCGUAUCCUAGGGAUUCGAAAGAUGACCCAAAGCUAGGAGACGCUCACAGUAGGAUGACAAUAACCACGGAGGAAUAUUACGACACGCCAAAGAACGUGAAGGAGUAUCUGACAGCGUCAGUCAGCGGCCCGCAAUACGGCAACUACGACACCCCUCCCGCGGCGAUGACCCUGAGGAAACCGUGCGGUUGCGUCAUCAAAUACGCCAAGAAGUCGCUGGGAGCGGAGCCGGCGAUGCCGGCCAAGGCGGAGGCGGUCGAGGACUCGAAAGGCGGGGAAUGCCCGUGCCAGCGGGUCAUGUGUUGGGCGGAGAACUGGAUGAUGUUGCCGUACUGCAGACGCGGGAACGGCAUGGAGAACACCGGCGUUCCUAUUCACAAGGUGAAGCUCAGCGGCGAGGGCAAGAUGCCGGUGAUGAACCGCAGUGGGGAGAUCGCCAUCUACGCGACUGUCGACAAGUCCACUAAGGCCAACAGGCGGCAGUGCUCCUGUCCAUCACAGCAACCCCACCAAGACGACUGCCCUCAGAAACAAGCGGACAGCACUUCGCAGCCGGAUGGCUCCAACUACGUCAAUGUGGAGGCCAGCGGAAAUGCGGCGGUACCCACGUCUGAGGAUCCGCAAAGCUGCGGUUCUGUCGCUUGCAGUCUGGACUAUGAAAAUAUUGAUUUUGCUCAGUCACUCGAAUACUACGAGAACUCCAAGGACUUCCUGCAGAGAGUCGGUAUCAGCAAAGAAGCCACAGAGUCUGGUGAACCACCAGUACCAGAAGUUUUAGAGACGGAGGAGUCUGCGUUGUACACGGUCUCGAAUGGGGUGAAGUUCUGUAACAAGUGUGGCCACGCAUGUCACCUGUACUCUCCCCGGCAAAUUCCGCAGCAGCCCUUAAUAGAAGACGGUGCGGUUGACGCUGCGGGGGAAACAUCUGCAUUGGUGCAGAGUGCUGAGGCCAGCACCUGUAAACAGGAUGACUAUCUGAUGAUGGAACCAGCUAAGAAUGUGAGUUCCUCCUCUGAAGCGGCCAGGACUCACGGAAAGAACUUUCCAGGCUACCUGCCCAUGUCUCCCAUCACCAGUGCCUCCUGCAGCAAGGCAGACAUGCUGAAGCUCAGAAUGGACAGAGCAGGUCUCCCCUCUGAAAAGUCCGCCAGUAUCCCCAGCCUUUCGGGUCCGAUCGGCCCGGCAGUGGAUAGAAGUCGAAAACGGUCAUUUUCCGAGUUCCCAAGAGUUCCAGGAUCUGCAAUGAUGAUGAUGAAUCACUCUACCAAUAGCCCUUACCUGCGACGACUUUUACACGAAUCUGGAUAUGAGAGUCAGAGGCUGCACGUUGCCAGCAGACGCAGGUCAAGUUCUGCUGACUCGUCUAGGUACCUGGAUGAUCUUGAAGAUCUCGAACAUUGUAGAGUAAAGGAAAGAGAUAUUUCUUCAUCACAUUCAAAGCUUAGCGACUCAGUCUGUGGCCAGAAGCCUCCAGCUCUUCUCCCCGAUGAAAGUCUUGGUCAGAAGGAAACAUUCGAUGUAUCAACCAGGCAGGCGGAAAGCACCGGUGUUGAAGCAGUUGAAGCAGAUUCAACUCUGGUGGCCCCAAAAGUUGAAGCGCUAGGAGAAGAUGUAACAAGCACAAGCAGUGGAAGUGGUUCCUUGAGAACGUUGGUCAGGGAAUGUCUAGUAGACGCACAACAGCCUCCAGUGACUGGGUCAUCGGUAUCGGCGGCCGUCCAUAUCCGACGCUCGUCUAGUGUCCCCUGCAAGUCGGGUAACAACCGGGACUCUUCAAGUUCCAAUGAUUCGGGUGUGUCGACCGGUUCGCUCAAGCACAGAGGUGCAGACUUUGCUGAGUUUGAAUUACCGCUGACAACGUCCAUGUCUACCAGGAGGCACCACCAUGCAUUGCAGGCAAGGCACCAUGCUGGCAUGCCCCUCACCAACUGUCUACAUGCGUCACUGCCUAGACGUUCCAAAUCUGUGGACCCUCUCCGGGAAAUCAGCUUCCAGUUCCAGAAUGUUAAAAUACCAGCCAAAUCAUCAUCGGCUGAAGCAGAGGUACCUAUUUGUCCGGGGAAGAGGGAUAGUUCCAAAGGAUUUGCUAGUCCUGGAGCUGAUGGAGCGAUUGUUGUUCCGUACAUGGAUUCACGCAGCACCAGCAGUGGGACAUCGGACAUGUCAGAUUACAUCGAGACCUUAUCUCUGUCAUCACACAGCUCCUCCGACACGCCAGACAGCCUCAGGUUAGGACGCCCGGCCACAACCACCUUGAGGCCACGGUCUGGGAAGGAGUACCAGCUGAUCGAUCGCUCCAUCCUGGAAGGCGACAUGAAGGGUCCCCUGGGCGGUGAUAAAGCUCCGCACCAGUUGAGAGCUCUCGUCUCCCAGUAUGCCAACAUCACGCCUGUGCCAGAGAAGUCGGAGUCACCAUCCCCCGGUUACAUGAGCAGUUCUCCGGGUCAAGAGAGGGAAGGCCAACCCCUCAUUCCACACCCAUAUAUAUGAAUGAGAUUGGGUGGAACUCGGACCUAUAGCUCAGUGCCGUUUGUAACAUGCUGAGACAGGGAGCGAUAGUGUAUCAGCUGUGGACAUUAUUUGACUGCCGUGGCUUUCUUUGUCGAUCUGUUUUGUUAUGUUAUAAGAGGAAAGCUGCAGUCUCCGACAUCUGUCGUAUUUAGAUUUGAGGUUUUUAACCAUGGUUAAGAUGUUGAUGUGGUCUUCUGAGUUGUGGCACCAAAUAGUCUUGUAUGUGGUUACCAGUGUUUUGUAGGAACAUAUCACAUCUGUCUUAAACUUUAACCUGGAGGACCUCCGAAAUGUUGAUUAACACCCACAGGACUUUUCACUGACACAGUCGAGAAGUCAACAGUUGAUACCUGUUGCAAUUAGUCAUGAUAAUUGCAAGCUUUUUGGUCUGAGCUUGAAUUCUGAUUGUUCAGGAGCGGUAAGCUUUCUUACAGACUGAGGACAUUACGUUUCUAGAGUGUAGUACGUCUUAGGCGAGGAAUUAUAUUGAACAGUGCCAGCAGUAAUGGUUAAUUUAUGUAUUGAAUAUUGUACUUCAAAUAGGUUUAGUAGUGUGAAUUUCAAACUUUUUUUUUCUGUAAAUGAAUACAAAUUAUUAAACCAGCGUACAGGCUGUUUUAAUGAGUAACCUAAGGUGCAGGUUUUUCAGGUUAGGUUAGGAGAAAAUAUAACAGAACUAUUAUGCUCAUUCGGUAUCAACAAGGUAUUUCAAAAUAUCCUGAAUCUGAGCUUAAAAAAACGUUGUCUUAAUGUUGACUCUAACUUCUCUCCUACUUUUCCUCCCUUCACCCUAACAUGUGCAUAAUAUUUUGAUAUACAGUUUCAGAUGUGAGUAGCGAGCAGUUUGUACCUAAUUACCCAUCAUAUCCUCUUGUAUAUGAGCUGUAAGGAUUGGCUUUUGAUUUCUCUCUUUUUUGGGUUCCAUAUGGGGAACUUUUUUCUACUCUAAUAACCCCAGACUGAUGUUUUCUUGUUGGAAUUAGUAUUUUAUCAAUCUAAUGAACUGUACUGUAUUUUCUACUACCAAAAUUAAUGGCAAGAGAAAUCUGUCAGUAUGUAUGAAUGUAUGAUAGGGUUUGUAUAAUCCAGUGUUGUGCUAGUCAUGUGUUUGAUUGUUAGGUUUGUGGUAGGAAUAAAAGAAGUUCGUAUUUGUGUCUAUUCAUAUUAUAAGAAUUAAUAAUAAUAAUACCAAUAGCAUUCAUGUUUUUGAAUAACUGUUAAUAAGCUUAUUUAAAAAACAUGAAGAAGGUUCUAAAGAUAAAACCUGUGAAUCAGGUUGUUAUCCCUAAGUGUUUUCAUAGUUCCUCAACAAUUUAUGGGAUACCUGACUGAAACAGUAAUACACACAGCAACGAAGAUAAAACUCCAGGGCAUCCUGUGCCAAGAUACCAUAACCUCAAUUCCUAUUGGCAGUGUAACCCUCUGCUGCAAUUAAUGUGUGUCUAAUUCCCCUGAAGCACAAAGAAACCUGCCAACCAACUAGAAUAUAUGGAUUUGUACCUGCUAAUUAAAAGUUAUUAGAUAGCUACAUUACUAAUUGGAGUUCUUAUGUUAAGAAACGUAACCAUUUACAUUAUUUGUUUUUUGUGCCAUACAUCUGUAUAAAAUGAAACAUCAAAACAGUAACUCAGCACAGAGCUGUUUCCAUAUGUAAAAAUACUUAGAAUUAAAAGGGUGAAUGUUAAAGAGUCUUUUGUCUA
Molecule: messenger RNA, 6293 nt
Organism: Zootermopsis nevadensis
Lineage: Eukaryota; Metazoa; Arthropoda; Insecta; Blattodea; Termopsidae
Biological process (GO): neuromuscular junction development; positive regulation of protein tyrosine kinase activity
Molecular function (GO): protein kinase binding
Source: RefSeq, a predicted model, not a curated record